Molecule: messenger RNA, 870 nt
Organism: Necator americanus (New World hookworm)
Lineage: Eukaryota; Metazoa; Nematoda; Chromadorea; Rhabditida; Ancylostomatidae
Exons: 6
Coding region: 1-870 (289 amino acids)
Biological process (GO): fatty acid elongation, saturated fatty acid; sphingolipid biosynthetic process; fatty acid elongation, monounsaturated fatty acid
Cellular component (GO): endoplasmic reticulum membrane
Molecular function (GO): fatty acid elongase activity
Source: RefSeq, a predicted model, not a curated record
AUGUUCGACACUUUUCCGGCAAAUGAUGCCAGGAAAUGGAUUGCUGACCAUACUCCGCAUGUCUGGCUUAUUUCAGCCUGUUAUCUCGGCUUCGUACUCACGGCACCUGGAAAAAUCGUUAUGAAGCAUGGGAUGUUACCACAAUGGUACUACUUCAACGGGUUGCUGCAGCUAUGUCUACUGCUGGCAUUUGUUCCACAAGUGACAUUUUCAUUAGGUUCAGGAUGGAGAGAUUCUGUUUGCUGCAACCAUUCGCUCUACACUGGAGUGAUAAGUGGCACAGUUAUGUUUCUUUUCGUAUUCACAAAGCUUCUCGACCUAGCUGAGACGGUGCUAAUAAUUUUGGACGGUCGCCAACCAUUGCUGAUCCAUAUUUUUCAUCAUAUUAUCACACUUCUCUUUACAUGGCAUAGUUAUUCUCAUCAUCACUCUCUUGGGAGAUGGUUCGUAUUUAUCAAUCUUUUCUCUCAUGUAAUACUGUACUCCUACCUCAGCCCAAAAAAGUUUGGCAUUGCUCCAUGUUGGCUAUUUGUCGCUUUCACCCAAGUGUACCAGUUGGUUUUCUGUCUCAUCAUCUGCUUUACUGCACAGAAUGUAAUCGAUGAAGGUGGUAAAUGCGAUGUUGACCCUGGACGGUUAUCGUUGGACAAAUUUGUGGCGGCAGUAUUCUUUUUCAUCUUCGCCGAUUUCUACCACGUUAAGUAUCGAAAAUUUCGAGAAACCCAUGAAUGCGCACUCGCACAGUAUCUGCGAAGUUCACCGACACGUUCCAUUCGUCGAACAACUCCACGCAGAAGUCCACGCGAUAUUACAAUCAGACCGUACUCUCCGACUGGUAUCACACCGACAGAUCCAUAUGUUACGAAUUAG